GUUUGUACAGAAUAAUUAAUUAGCCAGUGAUUUGUUUCGGUAAUGGUUGCGCAUCUUUCGACCGGUCGCUAUCGUUCGCGUUUUGUGAGACCUUUUCGCUGGUAAUAUGGACGCAUCGAGUCAAACUGAGAGAAGCUCGUCGAUCCGCUCAAGUCCUAGACAGAGCGAGGCUCAAGAAAAAUCAACUCACACGAGUGGUUCAGUUCAGACGGACAGUUUCUCGCAAACAGACACUACGAAAAGAGAAUCGGAGGACAAAGGCGUGCCGGAUGACGAUCUCGAAGACGAAGAGGAGCCUCGAGUUUCAUUGGCGAUUUCCAGGAAGUCCGAGGAAAUAUUGUAUGAAGAAUACGAGACAGAAGAGGAAGGUGAACGUGAGAGGCGCGCGAGGAAACAGCAGACGAGAUCCAUCGUUGCACCUCACCGUAUUUUAUCUUUGGUGGACAAGUGGCGAGAAUGGCAGGUUAUUUCACUUACCUCUGUCGGAGAUCGUUAGAGGGCGUUCGUAAGGACAGGAAAAUGAAAAGAUCUCGAUUGACGUAGAGCGCGAAAAUAGCGUUGGCCAAGGAGAGAGCCGCAGCCAUGCCGGAGCCACCCCCUAAGGGGCGCAAACCGUCGCCGGAAACUGACGACGCCGACCCAGAAUCUAUAGACAUCAAGACGAAGAUGUUGAGGGACAUGCAAGAAGAGAUCCGAUUGGAACAAUUCAACGAUAUGCAAGGUGCAGAAAUGGACGCCGAGGAGGCAACGGUUCGAGCGAAACAGUUGCAGGAAACUAGGGACGUUCUUUCUCGGCAUUGGGCGGCGUACACGGAGGACGCGUUGAAUUUCGAAGCGCAAGAGAACUGGGACCGGUACAUGACUUGCGAUGGUCUCCCUGAUCCUGGAUCGUUGUCGGACAUGAACACGUUUCUGUACCUCUGGUCGACGAAGAAUGAAGAGGCCACUAUGAAUGGCAUGGAAGAAAAAUGCCGCAUAGUGACUCACGUAAUUUUCAUAAAAUAUUACAGCAUCGACGAUAAUCCCACUCGCGAAGACGCGAUACAAAUGUCAUUUUACUACCCGAUCGGCAGGAAAUCGAUCGAGGUGCAAUUCGACGAAAUGGAGUUGAGCAUCAAAAUGCCGUCGGACAUGGACUGCUAUCGCAUGGCUAUCAGGGGUCUCUGGCUGGCUUACGAUCACUACUCGGUCAGGGCGAAUUCUUAUCGGAUGCCCGAGCUACCGGAGCAUCUGACAAAUUUAUGGGACCCCUCCCUCGAUCUGCUGGACUUCGCGGUUAGGGAGUACGAGGAAAUAGUUCGGAUACGCGAGGAGCAAGCGGAGGAACGCAAGCUGCGCCUAGAAGAGAAGAAAGCGAUAUUAGAAAAAAUGGAGCACCCCACGUUGUCUCCCAGGUUAGAUAGAAAGAGGAGGCGGGGUAGAAUAGCUAGGAAACCUCAAACACCUCAGGCAGAAUUGGAAAACAUUUUGUCGGCGGUAAUUCCUUCGAAAGCGCAGAUGUUACCGUAUUUGCCGACGCCGAAGGAAGUCGUUCGUCACAAAGAGGAAGACAGUAGGCUGGAAAUUAGAAGAGUUCUGUUCACUCGGUGCGAGAUCACUGAAGUGAACUUGCGCAAGUAUAGAAUCCUCGGGGGCGUCUUUCACGUGGACCUUCUCUAUCAGCCGCCGCAGCCGAAAGAUCUGGGCCAGGACACUCAGCUGACGACUCUCGAAUUGCCGAAGGAGCCGAAGUUCGUGCCGUUCGUCAGAACUUACGAAACGCCUCAGCCAGCGCCUGACGCGGAGAGAACGCCGGAAGUGAUUGAGGCCGAGAUGAAAGCCCUCGAGCAAGCGAUGGACGCGCUCGUUCUCAUCAAUCUUAAGUUGCCCGAGUCGGUCUUAUGGUUCGAACCACCGAUGAUCGCGCAUUGGAUUCCGGAGAAGAAUAUGUGGUCGACGAAAUACGUGCACGACGUGAAGUACAACGAGGAGAAGCAGACGAUCGCGUUUCGGACUGGCCGUUUGGGUAUUCAUGGACUGGCUGUCUACAAGUUCGCGAAUCUACCGUUUCAGAGCUGGGAGAUGAAGCCGGAAACGGGCAAAGCUGGACGGGAGCACGGCGGUGUUGUACUUACCAUAACGGCAGCCACCGUUCAAGCAGAAUUCGUAACUAGGGAAGAUCGAGUCUGUUUGAACUCGUUCACCGGCACCGGUAGUGGACCCCUGAAAGGAAUCCUCGGCGAGUACAUGGAGUUAGAAUCCCUGAUCGUGCGAUUGCAACAGGUUGGAUGCGACCUGUUUCCGGAACGGGACGCAGCCAGUUACUUGAAAGGAUUUUCGAUGAAGCACCCGUUCGCCGAGAAACACUUGAGGAAUUGCAUGGCCCUGCUGUCCACCUCUUACGUUUUCUCCUGGUCGCGAUGGAACGCGGCGCGCGACUUCAGAGACAUUAUACUGCUGUUCAAGGAGGUGCAUGGUUGCGUCGCUAAAGAGCGUACAAGUUUGACGCUUCUCGUAUCUCCUUCGAGGACCAUGCGCAUACGAUGUACAGAAGUUAGUCCGGAGUUCUCAGACUUGCCACUCGAAGAGGAAGACGAUACUAAAUUUUACGCCGACCUGUAUCAGUUAGCGUUGCACACAGCCGGCAUCAAGACACGAUUAUUGAUGGAACGGAUCUCAUACAAAUUAGUAGCAACCAUUACACGUCUCCUCGAACGCACCAACGUAAUCAACAUGUCCUCAUAAUCGAUAAUUUAUUAAAAAAAAAAAAAAAUCACAGACGACAUAUACGUAAAGAAAGAAGAGUUAGGGAUUAAUAAAUCGAAACGUUCCUUUCCCAAACGAAAUUCACUUUAUUCGGAUAUACAACGUAUGUCGAGCAUCAAGCAAUUAUUCA
Molecule: messenger RNA, 2875 nt
Organism: Ceratina calcarata
Lineage: Eukaryota; Metazoa; Arthropoda; Insecta; Hymenoptera; Apidae
Product: protein CASC1
Exons: 14
Coding region: 583-2724 (713 amino acids)
Cellular component (GO): axoneme
Molecular function (GO): microtubule binding; beta-tubulin binding
Source: RefSeq, a predicted model, not a curated record